AUGAUGCCCACACUUAUGGGAGGCGUUCUUCCUGGGCCCGUUCCCACACCCUAUCACACCGACACCUUUCUGGACGACUUGUCGAGACAAAUGGCCAUCUCCCAAGCUUCACGGAGACUAUCUCGAGGCUCCAACGGACAACGCAACGCAGGAGCUAUGCGUGUAGCCAAGCCCACCAGCGCCAGCAACAGCCCGAGAUCAGCAGCAGCCAUGCAGGCAAGGAGGAGGACUGUGGUGAACGACGGAAACCUGGCGAGGCGGAGGCAGCAGCCCAUGGACCAAGUCCCGAUGCCCGACUAUGGAUCUCAGUCACGACCGAGUCGUCCCCUCAGCUGGCACCCUUCGACCUUUCAACAACAGAAGAUGGCCGUCCCUCAGAGCAUGGCACAAUACCCAUUCCCUCCUGUCACGUCGGCAUAUGACACGGACAGCUACCACGUAUACCAGCAAUUCCCACCAACACCGGCAGCCUACUCGUGCAACACUUCACCUGUUGCCUCAUUCUCCCCUUUGUCACUCCCUUUUGGAGGAUAUGAUGGGUCCAACUACCUGCCUGUCGAGGGCUGGAACGUGCCUCCUCAAGCACCACCGGCCUACGUCUCUUCAGACAACACUGGCUACGCUGAGCCUUUCCCAUCUCUACCAACUACGCUCCCGGAUCUUACGCCGUCUUCCACCUCGACACAAUGGAAUUCGCACCAUGUGCACGGCUUCACUAGCACUUCUCCGCCCACCCCCGAAACGCUGCCGCAGGCCCAGCAGCCCCAACCUAUCGUCCCGAAUGAGGACACUAUCCCUUAUCAACCCCUCGACGAGCCUGAGGAGGAGGGAGAGAUCCUUGUGGGCAUGGGACUCUAUGACGCUCCCGACAAGUAUGAUCAGGACCCGCAACUCGACACAUCUCGCUCUGCCAUGUCCUCGCUGCUGGGCGUUUCUUUCCGCCCUCUGGAGGGUACGGGUAAGGGCCUGAAGCUUGAGGAGUCGUGGCAGCCUCCUGAGAGCGAUGACGAGGAUGAGGAUGAGCAGGACGAUGCUGAUGGCGAAGACUCGGAUUAA
Colletotrichum abscissum is the source of this 1056-nucleotide messenger RNA. RefSeq lists its product as uncharacterized. The transcript has a single exon. Lineage: Eukaryota; Fungi; Ascomycota; Sordariomycetes; Glomerellales; Glomerellaceae. The record is from RefSeq and is a predicted model, not a curated record. Bases 1 to 1056 code for a protein of 351 amino acids.